Nilaparvata lugens (brown planthopper) is the source of this 1268-nucleotide messenger RNA. RefSeq lists its product as uncharacterized. Lineage: Eukaryota; Metazoa; Arthropoda; Insecta; Hemiptera; Delphacidae. Bases 192 to 605 code for a protein of 137 amino acids. The transcript has 2 exons. The record is from RefSeq and is a predicted model, not a curated record.
ACUAGCUACUCUCUUUGAAAAAUCAUUCUCCUUUGUAGAGUUUAUCUCGUGUAUUCAAAAGAUAUCUGUCAAUUUUUCCCUCUGGUCACUGAAAUAUGAUUGUGACAGUUGAGAAAGAACAUUCAUUUCAGAUAGAACAGUUCUAAAAUUCAUCAAAUUUCAUAAAGAAUAUCCAUACCUGUAGUCAGAUUAUGGAGAAACUAAUAUUUUUUGUGUUACUUUGUUCAUCUUUGGUAACAGUUAACUCACAAGAAGUAACCGUUCCAGAUACUCCAGGAACCUCUCCAGGUUAUGGUAGUGGUUUGUGGUCCUAUCUAACAGGCAGUGGUAGCAGCAACCCUCCAGUAACGCCUUCACUUCCCCAAGAGGUGACCACAUCACUUCCCCAACAGAUACCAUCUCUUCCCUCGCAAGUGACAGGCUUGACUGGAUUUUCUUCAUUUUUCAACCAGAUUCCUCUAUUGAAUACCACUCUCUUGAAAAUCAUUGCCAGCUAUACGAGUUGUACACAAACCAACACUAACUGUAACCCCAAUUGCACCCUCAAUGCUUUGAAACAGCUUAUUGAUUUGAUUUGUUUCAUUUUGAAGUUUCUAGGUUAUUAGUUUCUCUUGGACAUUUUCGUUACAUUUAUUUCUCAUGAAGUAGAAGUUAUGGAAAGCUAUCAAUCCUAAGUUUAUAUGUUAGUUUCUCCUGGUAAUGUUUGUUGAGUUUAUUAUUGAUGAGGUAAAGUGUAUUGGACGCUAUCAAUCAGUUUCAUUUGAUUGAUCUUAUUUUGUCUCUUUCUUCGCUAAUCAUAGAUGUAUGCUCAAAAUUAUGUGAAUAGAGCUUAUUUACUGGAACUAGGUAGUUGGUAGGCCGACUAACAUAGAUGAAAUAUUUAUACUAAUGCUUUAGAUAAUUAAUCCCAGGUGUUAACAUUCCACCUUUGAAUACUCAAUACCUCAUUACUUAUACAAUAACAAUAAUAUACUUUAAUUUACUUUCCUUAUUUAUCAUAAUGAAACUGUAACAGGGAAGAAACGCUCCUGCAAGGAAUAGAAUAAUGAUUAGAAUAAUAAAACACUAGAAUAAUCGACUGAGUCACUAUCAAUGUUGUAGAACCAUUCCAUAAUGAAUAAAAACACACAUAUAUUGUCAAAUUCUACCGUUUUAUUCUGUAGAGGACCAUGGUUUCAAGACCGCACAGGUCACAUUUUCAGUCAGCUUGAGAAUGUGACUGACUCAAAAUGUGACUCAAAGAUGUGGUCACGAAACCAUGGUCCUGU